This is a messenger RNA of Myzus persicae (green peach aphid), 2968 nucleotides long. It is a transcript of the gene Ctns, whose product is annotated as cystinosin homolog. Gene Ontology annotation, cellular component: lysosomal membrane. The transcript is spliced from 11 exons. The record is from RefSeq and is a predicted model, not a curated record. Lineage: Eukaryota; Metazoa; Arthropoda; Insecta; Hemiptera; Aphididae. Bases 863 to 2074 code for a protein of 403 amino acids. Gene Ontology annotation, biological process: L-cystine transport. Gene Ontology annotation, molecular function: L-cystine transmembrane transporter activity.
UCCGCGUUUAAAACUUCAAAAACCGUCUAUCGCGCUUCUGUAAUAGUCUAUUAAUAUUAUAGUUGUUUAUUGUUUCCCGGUUCCCACUACAUAAUAAUUAAUAAUUGUCUAUUGAAUUUUUUUAACACCUAGGCCGAUGAUAACUAUAACUUACGCACGCCCGACCUACAUGCUGAAAAGAUCGACAUUCGACGUGAUGUAAUAUUUUAGCGAUUUUAAUAGUCUCGUUCGAACUUCGCAGCGUUACGACCAGUAUAAUUGUAUUUGCAAUGAUAAAGAUCGGUUGAAAACUGACCAGACAUUCAUGGGUAUUGAUUAUUUUUUUGACGGGCUCGAUCGCCGUCGGUUCAAUCGUUACAACUGAUAUUAGAUUAAUACCCUUGGUAUAAACACCACAACCUUGUUAGUCGUCUGUUCGGCGUGUCAUUUUAAACAAACAACAACAACAAUAAUAUUAAUUAUGAUAAUAACGUGUACCUACACGGUAGCCAGUUCGGUGCGAGCAAAUCGGACAACUCUUAUAAUAAUAUAGUGCAAUACGUUUCGAGUAAUAAUAAUAAUAAUAAUUAUAAUAUGCAAUUAUAAAUAAUCGACCGCGGGCUGCUGGCACUGAAGUUAUCGACCGACGAUCCUUUGUAGAAAAAUAAUUAAUUAAGAUGACGUUAUGAUUUGUGCGAGUCGAAAAUACGCGGCGACGAUCGUUCUCGGAUUGCACAUGCAUCCGAUCGACAACCACUGUUGUCGUACACCUGACGAAACGACUAACGACCGAUACUUGUCGUUGGAUCGAUCGUGAAUUUUGUCAGUCAAAUAAUUGCACUCACACACACAUGUGGUACCUAUCCACCUCAGUCCGAAACCGAUGGCCAUCCGACCUGAGAAAUUCGCCAUGAGGAGCAUUGUUCGAGUCGCGUUCAUCCUGAUCGCCUACAGUGCAUCCCGGGCAUGUGCAAGAUUAUCGUUCAAUACCCAGGACUUGGUAUUGUUGGUGAAUGAUUCGACAACACUCACAUUAACCUUAACGGACAAUUUACCAGUAAAUACCACAUUAAUCCUCAGCACUAAUCAUAAAGACUUACUGACGACAAAUAUUACCAAAAUAGAAGUCACCAAUUCUACAGGUCCAAAUGUAUGGCCAGUUGAGUUGUUUGGUCAUGAUGCCGGCCAUGACUUAUUAAAAGUUGAUGCUUUUCCUUCUUCCAUCAAAUCCAGUGAUGCUUUUGUGAGAGUCACUCUUCAACAUUCUAAUGAAUUGGCUUUAGUCAGUGUUGUUGUUGGGUGGAUUUAUUUUGUUGCAUGGUCAAUAUCAUUUUAUCCUCAGAUGUAUGAAAACUGGAAACGUAAAAGUGUUGUGGGCUUAAAUUUUGACUUCAUUGCAUUGAACUUGGUUGGAUUUAUGUUAUAUUCGAUGUUCAAUGUUGGUCUAUGGAUACCUGAAAUUGAAAAAGACUACUCAGCCCGAAAUCCUCGUGGAUUAAAUCCAGUUCAAUUAAACGACAUAUUCUUUUCUAUUCAUGCUGUAUUUGCUACUUUAAUAACUGUGGCCCAAUGUUAUUUCUAUGAGAAAGGCGAUCAACAAGUUUCUCGGACAGCCAAAUCAAUCAUGUCCUUCUAUGGAUUACUAAUAAUCAUAUUAUUAGUUCUUGUAUAUUUAGAAAAGAUAGUAUGGCUGGACUUCCUUUAUUAUUGCUCAUAUAUCAAGUUGACCAUAACACUCAUCAAAUACAUUCCACAAGCAGUAAUGAAUUACAAGCGUAAGAGUACUAUUGGUUGGAGUAUCGGCAACAUAUUCUUAGAUUUCACAGGAGGAUUACUUAGUAUAUUGCAGAUGAUUAUCAACGCAUAUAAUUACAAUGAUUGGGCCUCAGUGUUUGGCGAUCCGACCAAAUUUGGUUUGGGUUUACUGUCAGUGAUUUUUGAUAUAUUGUUUUUCCUACAACAUUAUGUAUUCUACAGUGGAGUUAAUUAUGCAGAAUUUGAAAAUUGUAAUGUGGUAGAAGUGGAAGAUGAUGAGGUUACUAAUUCAGAAGAGCACACUAAACCAACUGAUAAACCAGAUGACCAGAUAUGUUAAAAAAAAUUGUUUAUAAUUUUUAACUCUAGACUUUGACUAAUUUAAGUCCAUAGUUCAAUUAUGCUAAACAUCUUAAUUGCAUAGUUACAUCCAGACAAGACUGAACUUAUCCACUAACACCAAAGUUAUUCUAAGAUAUACUUUUUUUCUAUGUUUUUUACUUGCUUGAUAACUUUAAUUUAAACACAACUGUGGAAUACCACUGUUUAUAGGAAAAACAUAAGUUUUUUUAAUCGAAACUUCUUUAGGUAGUGAUUGUAGGGUCUUAGGCGCCAGGCGGCUAGUAUAUUUACAAAGCCAUGUCCAGUGUUGGCCUGGCCCAGGCCGCGAGCUUUUUAUUUGCUUGAUGUGUUCCUGGUAAUAGUAAGUAUAGGAAAUAGGAAGUAGAGACCCCUGUACAGUAUUUGUCAAAAUAUUAUAAAUUGUACAUCAUUUUUAGAAUAUUACAGAGUCACGGACUGCCCCUGAGAAUUUUUGGGUCCUGGAUAUGGACAAAUUGUUUCAACAAAAUGUCAUGUACAUUUUUUGAGACGUGUACUUCAAUAUGAGGCUUCUUAAAAAAACUGAUCCAUGGGCCUUUAGUGUGUCAUGCCGACAACACUGUCCAUCCCUUUUGUGUUACCUAAUCACCACCUGUAAAAAUGCAAUAACUAAUACAAUUCUACCUAUAUUACUUAUUGUGUAUUGUAUAAUAUGAUGUGAUAAACUAGUAAUUAAAUCGAACCACUGAGGAGUAUUUAAGGUAUUUAUUACCAUCACAAAUUGUAUAAUGAUACAAUUUUCAAAUUAAUAAGAAAACAAAUUUUGUAGAAUCUUGUGUACCUACAAAACCUUACUUUACUUCACUACUAAACUAGAUAGUAACCAUUAGGCAUUAACCAUGACUUAAUUAUU